This is a messenger RNA of Wallemia mellicola CBS 633.66, 590 nucleotides long. RefSeq names its product TFIIA-domain-containing protein. Gene Ontology annotation, biological process: transcription by RNA polymerase II; transcription initiation at RNA polymerase II promoter. The transcript is spliced from 2 exons. The coding region runs from base 20 to 547 and encodes 175 amino acids. Gene Ontology annotation, cellular component: transcription factor TFIIA complex. NCBI's taxonomy places the organism in Eukaryota, Fungi, Basidiomycota, Wallemiomycetes, Wallemiales, Wallemiaceae. The record is from RefSeq and is a predicted model, not a curated record.
GAUAGUCAACAGUCAAGAGAUGUCGAAUAGGAUAGUGAGCGAUGUCUACAAUGGAGUUAUAGACGAUGUAAGCAAGAAUGUCAAGUACGAUUUUGAAGAAAUGGGUAUUGAGGACGUCGUAUUACAAGAAUUAAUAAAGAUUUGGCACGAUAAAUUAGAAGCUAGCAACCAACAGCCAGAUAAUAAGGAUGAUUUGUUUGAUAGUCUACUCUCACAGCAGCAGCAACUUCAACAGCAAUCUAGCAAAUCAAACAACAACAAUAACAAUAACAACGAUGACGACGACGAUGACAACCCAUUAGGCUCCUCAGACGAUGAUAAAAAGAAAGGCAAAGACGCGGAUGAGGACGCUAUUAACUCAGAUUUGGAUGAUGACGACGAUGAGGAAGAUAAUGAUUUGGAUACGAACAACGAUAUCGUACUCUGUUUGUACGAUAAAGUGCAGAGAGUAAAGAACAAGUGGAGAAUGCAGCUAAAGGAUGGUAUUAUCUCGAUAAACAACAAGGACUACUUGUUCUCAAAGUGUUCGGGUGAAUUCGAGUGGUGAUCAGAUUAUUUAUUGUAUUAUAUUCUAUUAUAAAUUAGUACGC